GUCCUGCCUGCAGAUAGAGGGGGCAGCUGGUGAGCUCAGUGUUUUUGUGUCAGUUCUGGCCUCAGCUGGCCCCACCUGCACUGGCACCCCCAGCUUCCACAGGGUGGGGAGGUGACCCGCAUUGACAAUUGUAACACUUUGGCCAACAUUUGAAGACUCAGCCAAAACAGAACUUGUGAGCUAGCUAUUGACAGAAGCAGCAGCAGCCCUAUUGGCAUAUGUGGGCCAAGGGCCCAGGGGCAGUCUGUAGAGAGCUCUCUCACACAGAGAAGGGUUUGUGUUUUCUGUCUGUUCAGGCCUUCAACUAACUGGAUGAGGCCCACCCAUGUUCCAAAGGGCAAGCUGUUUUACUGAUUUAUAUGCUCAUCUCAUCCAAAAACACUCUUAUAGAAACACCCAGAAUAACAUUUGACACAGUAUCUGGGUAUCCAGCUGACACAUAAGAUUAACCAUCUCAUCACACUCAUCAUAAGUCUGGAACCUGAAAUGUGACGGUACUGCCAGGCCCAAACCCCGCUUGCUCAGGCUUCUCCGAGUGUACUCUACGGUUCUGGAGCUCACAUGAGUUGCUCCUUGGGGAUGGGUGAUAACCGUAUGGUCGACUUGGAAACAGUAGCACAGAACCAAGAUGGUGCACAGACAAGCAAGAGAUGUCUGGACAUGUCUCUGAAUGAUAGCCCCAGAUGCUGGAGCUGAUGAGGUUUGAAAUUCAGGCUUCAGUGACUUAAGGCCCAUAUUUUAUCUAUUAAACAUUAACAGAAUGUUAUUUGGAGGGAGAGACCCAGGCCAGGAGGUCUGUGAAGUGCAGGCUUAGUUAGUGAGUAGCUGAAAAACAUCAAUUAAAAAACAGCACACACUAACUUAUUGCUGGCAGAAUGAGAAUGUUUAAAAUCCUUUAGACAGGGAGAAAACAGAUGUGGUCAAGGGUUUUGGUGGGUAACUCACCUGAAAUACCACAGAUUAUCCCCUGAGGAUGGGACUGUCGCUAAAGGGCAAGACUGAUCGAGCCUGAUAAGGAUUUAUGUUCUAAGACACUGUCCCCACCUCUCCUCUCCAUGUAGAAAAUGUCUGAAAUUGAACUUUGUUAACCUAGUAUUAAGGUUUGUACAUCGUGUGUGCAGUAGAUUUUGGGGGUUUGCCAUAAGUUGUUAAGUUUCGUGAGGCCUCAGCCCCUUGGGUGGAUGGACCUUCAGAGGAAGGAGACAGAGGACACCUGGGGCUAGUGGCGGCUAGCUUGUCUGAAGGGCAGCGUAGUUUGGGGCAAUGAUUCAGAAACGAAGUCUGAAUAUCUGGGAGUGUAACUGGAUGAGAGGACACAUCCAGGGCCCAGGGGAGUAGCAGCUGGUGAAGAGGGCUGGCCAGAGCAGCACCAUGGGUGGCAGAGGAUGCAGGUGUGGCGUGGCCUGCCCUGUGCUGAAGGACAGGGGCCCUCAAUGAAACGAUCACAGGAUGGCAAUAGUAAACGCUAGUAGAAACGGAAAAGAAGUCCUUACAGAAGGACAGGCUUGGCAUCCUCCUCGACUCACAGUCCUUUGUGUGAUCUGGGGCCCAGAGCCUGACUCCACCACCUUCCCCACCAUCAAAAAAGAAAAAGCCUGGAUGACCACAGGAUCCCCAUGGGAGAGGGCUGGAGGAUCAUCAGAAAAGCCCUUUCUGAGGAAAAACGUGUCUCAACCAAGACAUCAGCCGCAGACCUGGUGACAGAGACGGACCACGUGGUGGAGGCCCUGAUCCUGCAGGAGUUGCAGACCAGAUUUCCCUCCCACAGGUUCAUUGCCGAGGAGGCUGCGGCCGCCGGGGCCAAGUGCGUGCUCACACCCAGCCCCACCUGGAUUGUGGACCCCAUUGACGGCACCUGCAACUUUGUGCACAGGUUCCCGACCGUGGCGGUGAGCAUUGGCUUUGCUGUGAACCAGGAGCUGGAGUUUGGGGUGAUUUACCACUGCACGGAGGAGCGGCUGUACACGGGCCGGAGGGGCCAGGGUGCCUUCUGCAACGGUCAGCGACUGCACGUCUCUGGGGAGACAGACCUGUCCAAGGCCCUGGUUCUGACAGAAAUCGGACCCAGACGGGACCCCGCGACCCUGAAGCUGUUCCUGAGCAACAUGGAGAGGCUGCUCCACGCGGGUGCCCACGGGGUUCGUGUCAUCGGCAGCUCCACCCUGGCACUCUGCCAUCUGGCUGCGGGCACCGCCGACGCCUACUACCAGUUUGGCCUGCACUGCUGGGACCUGGCCGCAGCCACGGUCAUCAUCAGGGAAGCUGGGGGCGUUGUGAUGGACACAUCAGGCGGGCCACUGGACCUCAUGUCAUGCAGGGUGGUUGCUGCAGGCACGCGGGAGAUGGCGGUGCUCAUUGCCCAGGCCCUGCAGACAAUUAACUACGGGCGGGACGAUGAGCGGUGAGGGGAGCAGACACAGGGCCACACUGGAUGGGGUCUACCGGGAGCCUGGAGCUGGCGAGACCCUGAACAACAGGAAUUCCUGAUCCCCAGAAGAGCCAUCAGGCCAAGCCUGGCUGUCCGGCUGAGCCUGUGUCUGGGCAUCUUUGCUGUCUGGUGUCUUCUCUCUGUGACCUCACGUCAGGUUAGUCCAGCCAUCCACCAGGGCUGGAACCCAGAUCUCACAGGACAUAUAUGCUGUGCAGUGCUGAUACUGCAAUCAUGAUUUUGUUUCCAGAAUGCAAAUCUCAGGUGAUAAGGCUUUAGAACUGCUGAUAAAGUAGGCUCGUUCUCAGCACCCCUCCCCGGCCCCCUCUGACACUUCAGAAUACAAUAAACCAAGUGACGCCACUCUG
This is a messenger RNA of Bubalus bubalis (water buffalo), 2796 nucleotides long. It is a transcript of the gene IMPA2, whose product is annotated as inositol monophosphatase 2. Gene Ontology annotation, biological process: inositol metabolic process; phosphatidylinositol phosphate biosynthetic process; signal transduction. The record is from RefSeq and is a predicted model, not a curated record. The coding region runs from base 1617 to 2405 and encodes 262 amino acids. Gene Ontology annotation, molecular function: inositol monophosphate 1-phosphatase activity. The transcript is spliced from 8 exons. NCBI's taxonomy places the organism in Eukaryota, Metazoa, Chordata, Mammalia, Artiodactyla, Bovidae.